Molecule: messenger RNA, 1956 nt
Organism: Fraxinus pennsylvanica
Lineage: Eukaryota; Viridiplantae; Streptophyta; Magnoliopsida; Lamiales; Oleaceae
Source: the annotation of a GenBank genome assembly
AUGAGAAAUCAAUGGAUGCGAUUGCUUCUUCUCCGAUGCUACAACACUCAGUCACAGUUUUGCAUUUUCCGACAGUCCCAGGUAAACUCUCUCCGUUCAUUCACUUCGUCUUUCUUGUACUCACGUGAACCUAAGGUGAUCCCGAGAUCCUUUACCUUAAUUCGUCAUUUUUCAUCCUCAUCCGAGCUCGCCGAGGAGUCGAAAUCCACCCCCGAUCAGGCUGUUUUAUUAUUAAUCGACAUUUUCGGUAGAACCGGAAAAUCUAAUGAAGAAAUUAAGAUUGAUUUGGAUUCUAAUAAUGUGAAUAUUACCCAUGAUUUGGUUUUGAGUGUUUUGGAAAACUCGAGCGCUACCCCUGAUGUGGCUAAGAGGGUUUUUGACUGGGUAUUGGAGAGUGAAAGUAAGAAGUUGAGCUCAAAGUCGUAUAAUUUGAUGCUGGGGAUUUUAGGUGGUAAUGGGUUUGUGAACGAGUUUUGGGAUAUGAUUGGGAUUAUGAAGCAGAAAGGAUAUGGUAUGUCAAAGGGCACCUAUGCUAAGGUUUUUGAGAAAUUCGUGAAAGACGGUUUGUGCGAUGAUGUUGACAAGUUAAAGAAGUUGUUUAAUUGUGGGUCUGCAGGAAGCAAGAGUAGUAAUGCUGAGGAAGAGGUUUGUCGUAGAGUAUGUAAGAUUGUUAAGCAAGAAGUGUGGGGAGAUGAUGUGGAAAAGCAGUUACAUGAACUAAAUGUGGAGUUUUCGAGCAAUUUAGUAUCAGCCGUAUUAGAGAGUCUUGAAGUGGAGCCGAAUAAAGGGUUGAUAUUCUUCAGGUGGAUUGAGGAGAGUGGUUUGCUUAAGCACAGCGAGCAGACAUUUAAUACUAUGGCAAGGGUGUUGGCUAGGGAGGAUUACAGUGAGAAAUUUUGGAAAAUUGUUAAUGAAAUGAGGGGUGCAGCGUAUGAGAUGGAGAGGGAGACUUAUGUUAAGGGUUUACAACGGUUUGUGAAUAGUAAAAUGAUGAAGGACGCUGUGGAUUUGUAUGAGUUUGCCAUGAUUGGUGAGAAUAAGCCUUCAGUUCAUGACUGUACCUUCCUUUUGAAGAAAAUAGUGGUUAGUAAAGAACUGGAUAUGGACUUGUUUUCGAGAGUUGUGAGUGUUUUUAAGGCAAAUGGAAAUAUGUUGACUAAUGCUAACCUUGAUGCGGUUCUCAAGUCCUUGACUAGUGUUGGAAGAAUUGGGGAGUGCAACAAGAUCUUGAAAGCAAUGAAGGAGGGUGGUUAUCUACCUAGUGGUUAUUUGCAGAAUAAGAUUGCCUUCCAACUUAGUAGUGGUGGGAAAACAGAGGAAGCACUUGAGUUUAUGGAUAACAUGGAAGCAUCUGGGACUGCUUAUGAUUACAGAGCAUGGGUUUAUUCAAUUGAAGGAUCUUGUGUAGCUCGUGAUUUGGAUAACGCAUCUGAUAUAUUUCGAAAGAUGGUCGAAAAAGAAGGGGCCUCUUCUGAUGUGUAUGCUUUAGAUAUGUUGGUUAGUACAUAUUGCCGAAAGAACAGAGCAAUGGACGCAUUCAAGCUUGUUUCUGAAAUGGUUAAUGUAAAAGAGUUACGUCCUUGGCACAGUACAUAUAAAGAAUUGACAAGCAAGCUUUUAGCUCGAAAACGUUUUUUAGAGGCUUUGGAUGUUAUGAAUUUGAUGAAAAAUCAAGGGUAUCCACCAUAUCUGAAUACGUUUAUUGAUUACCUUUCCAAGGUUGGCAGUGCAGAUGAUGCUGUAACAUUUUCAAAGGCCAUGAGUUCUAAGAAUUUGCCAUCAAUGUCCAUAUAUCUUCGUCUUUUUGAAGCAUAUUUUAAAGCAGGAAGGCAAAGUGAAGCACAGGACUUCCUAUCAAAAUGUCCAAGAUACAUAAGAAAUCAUGCUGAUGUUUUGAAUCUGUUUUGUUCUGUAAAAUCUGGAGAUGCAGCUGAGACUGCUGCUGUCGCUGCAUAG